UCCAUGGAGUGUUACACUUUCAUUCAGUCAGGCAGAGUGCUGAGAUUGAAAAAAAAAUUUUUCUCUUUUACUUUAUUUUAUAAGAUUUCCUCUUUACUAGAGAGAAGAGUGAAGUUGUAAGGUAUUACUAAUGAAAACAGAAGGACACUGACAUGUACUAGCAGUAGAUAUCUGAAUUAUUUGACUCACAACAGACUGAGCAGUAUCUGUAGACAAUAAACAAUACUAACAACAACAAGAACAAUAAUAAUAAACACAGCAAAUCAUAAUACAUAAAUCACUCUCCUUCAUAUUUACAUAAUACAAACAAUGACAUACAAACUGUACUUCUUCUGCGUGUGCGCAGUAUUAUUCACAAAGUGCAUACCUGGGGUGCUUAACCUUCAAACAAAUAAUUUGACCACUGCAAAACCUGAACCAGUCACAACCACCUUGGACACAUACACAGCAACCCAAGAAGCCUUCACAUCUAAAUUUGAAGAUGGAAGAGUAGAAGAUGAAGAUGAACAAGAUCUACCUCAAAACAAGACACAGAUUAAUGAAGAUUUUAUUUCUGCAAUAAAGCUGAGAAAAUUACUUUUCUCAACAAUGACACCAAUACUGUGUGCCCUUGGAAUUCUUGGAAAUAUCAUGAACUUGAUCGUACUCUGCCAGAAACAGAUGAGAGGGUCUACCAACUGCUUCCUGAUAGCACUUGCUGUUUCUGAUAUGAUGCUUCUCGCCAUGCAGAUAGGACCCUUGAUCGUAUCCACUGAGAAUGUUAUUGGCUACUCACGAAAGUAUAUAAUUACUUCUCGUUACUUAAGAAUUAUUCGGUAUGUGACAUCAAAUUUCUUCAUUACAUGCACCAGUUGGUUGACCGUGGCAGUGACAAUUGAACGAUUCAUAGCAAUACGGUUUGCUCUUAAAGCAAAAAUUAUGUGCACCGUGUAUCGAGCCAAAGUAGCUAUUAUAGCAAUUUUUAUCACAUCAUUUGUAUUCCAUUUCUCAAAAUGGUUUGAAUAUGGAGUCAAUUUUGAUCACACAAACAGAGCACCAGUAACUUCGAUGCCAUUAUCACACAACAAAGCCUACAUGAGCUUUAUGCAUUCAACAAACAUAGCAAUAGCUGUUUUCAUCCCAGAGAUUUCGCUUUCCAUUCUCAACACCUUGCUUGUAUUUUACCUCAUCAAGCAUACGGCAUCAACAAAACAUAUGAAGAAGCAGACUUCACAGGAAAUCGCCCACAUCACAACCGUUGUCAUUACAAUGGUUUUGGUAUUUAUGAUGUGUCAUUCUAUUGGACUUUAUCUUGCCAUUAGCAUCUCUAUCUAUGAUAGAAACAGUGUGCUAGGCACACCAACAGGUAUUAGGCUGAGAGCAAUAAACAAUUUCCUAGUUCUCAUCAAUUCCAGUGUCAACUUCAUUCUCUACACAGCUAUCAGCCAACGAUUCCGAAGCACCAUGAAAGGCAUCUUCAUGAGCUGUACCAAGUCUGGUUAUAAAUUACCCAAUGGUCAAAGAGCAUAUGGUUCAGCCAGCUCAUCAAAAACUAAAUCAACAUCAUCAGGUCACAGUAAACGAAGUAAUAAAGAGUCAGUAGUAUAAAUCAUAAAGAAGAAUUAUCAGAAAUUGGACCUAAAGUGUGAAAUAAUUUACAUAAAUAAUUGUGAAAAACAAAGUUCUGGAAACUGAAAAUCAUCUACAUUUUUUUUUUUUUACAAAACUA
Molecule: messenger RNA, 1708 nt
Organism: Octopus sinensis (East Asian common octopus)
Lineage: Eukaryota; Metazoa; Mollusca; Cephalopoda; Octopoda; Octopodidae
Product: FMRFamide receptor
Exons: 2
Coding region: 310-1587 (425 amino acids)
Biological process (GO): G protein-coupled receptor signaling pathway
Cellular component (GO): membrane
Molecular function (GO): G protein-coupled peptide receptor activity
Source: RefSeq, a predicted model, not a curated record